Molecule: messenger RNA, 1387 nt
Organism: Dipodomys spectabilis (banner-tailed kangaroo rat)
Lineage: Eukaryota; Metazoa; Chordata; Mammalia; Rodentia; Heteromyidae
Gene: Hoxc5
Product: homeobox C5
Exons: 2
Coding region: 69-737 (222 amino acids)
Biological process (GO): embryonic skeletal system morphogenesis; anterior/posterior pattern specification; regulation of transcription by RNA polymerase II
Cellular component (GO): nucleus
Molecular function (GO): RNA polymerase II cis-regulatory region sequence-specific DNA binding; DNA-binding transcription factor activity, RNA polymerase II-specific
Source: RefSeq, a predicted model, not a curated record
ACUUCAAAGAGUCACAAAUCACCCUUAAUCAAAAAGGGUGCAGAAAUUUUUUUUGGGCCCUCCCCGCCAUGAGCUCCUACGUAGCCAAUUCAUUCUAUAAGCAGAGCCCCAAUAUCCCUGCCUAUAACAUGCAAACUUGUGGGAACUAUGGAUCGGCCUCAGAGGUGCAGGCAUCCAGGUACUGCUACGGCGGAUUGGACUUAAGCAUCACUUUCCCACCGCCUGCGCCUUCCAACUCUCUCCACGGGGUAGACAUGGCUGCCAACCCCCGGGCUCACCCCGACCGCCCCGCCUGCAGCGCCGCAGCCGCUCCGGGACACGCUCUGGGCAGAGACGAAGCGGCUCCUCUGAACCCCGGGAUGUACAGUCAGAAGGCGGCUCGCCCAGCGCUGGAGGAGCGAGCUAAGAGCAGUGGGGAGAUCAAAGAGGAACAGGCGCAGACAGGGCAGCCCGCCGGACUGAGCCAGCCACCGGCCCCGCCACAGAUUUACCCGUGGAUGACCAAACUGCACAUGAGCCACGAGACGGACGGCAAGCGUUCCCGAACCAGUUACACGCGCUACCAGACUCUGGAACUCGAGAAAGAAUUCCACUUUAACCGCUACCUCACUCGCCGCAGGCGUAUAGAGAUCGCCAACAACCUGUGUCUCAACGAGAGACAGAUCAAGAUCUGGUUCCAGAACCGCAGGAUGAAGUGGAAGAAAGAUUCCAAAAUGAAAAGCAAAGAGGCUCUUUGAGGCCGCAGGAAGGAAGGCCCGCCCGCCCGCCCGCAGAGAGAACCCCCAACCCCUAAACCCCCAAGUCGGCUUUUGCUCCCUGCGCCUUUCCUUUUCGAUUUUCCUUUCUGUAUUUUGGAGGUGAAGGCUGGAGCCUUGGCUCCUGGGCCUCACAGACAAAAAGCAAUUCCCCCCCCCCCCCUUGGCAUUCCGUAUCCCCACUGACCCAGGGUUCCCACGGGGCUGCCCGAACUGUCCAUUUCCCAUCCACUCCACUGGGCACUGGAGGAGGGGGCCCAGGGCAUGUGUUGCAGGACUUGCCCAGGGGUCUGCAGGGCACGGUAGGCUGGUACCAAACGAACCUCAGCCUCAUCCGCCUACUCUGGCACCUAACCCUGCUCUGCCGGGGCCAGAGUUAAGGUGGGUCUGGUCAGUCACAGGCCCUUCACCCCGACCUCACCCUCUCCUUUGUUUCUGGCUAGGCGGACAGGGCAGCUGCAACCUGGUGAGCGAGUGGUUGUACCUGGCAGAGUCUAUGGCCUGAUUUGGGGGGUACUUAUAGUAACUAAAGUCCUUCACUUAUUAAGAAUUUGCAUACGAAAGGGGGAGGUGAGUAGAUGUGGGCCUAGGCCCUGGAGCUUCCCUAUGCUGUCUUAACCUUCUUCUCACCC